Diabrotica balteata is the source of this 351-nucleotide messenger RNA. The record is from the annotation of a GenBank genome assembly. Lineage: Eukaryota; Metazoa; Arthropoda; Insecta; Coleoptera; Chrysomelidae.
AAACGCAUUAAAUAUAUAUUCAAUUAUGAGAAUACAUAUUAUUUUUGUGGCCUUGUCCGUCUCACUUGCUUAUGGUUUUUCCACAACACUUCCACCUGGAGGUAUACAAUGGAAAAACUGCACUAGACCUAAUGAAUACUACGAUUGUGGUAGCGCUUGCCAGACUGAGUGUAAAACCUUGGGUCAACAAUGUCCCAUAAUAAACAAGAGGUGUAAUGACGACUGCUAUUGCAUCGUUGGUUAUGCUAGGGACAACAGUGGCCGAUGUAUACCAAUUAAACAAUGUCCAAGAAAACCUUAAAACUAAAACUAAACCAAAGCAAUUUCUGUAUACUUUAUUAAAUUAGCUGA